Messenger RNA from Parathielavia appendiculata, 1246 nucleotides. RefSeq lists its product as uncharacterized. Bases 256 to 1113 code for a protein of 285 amino acids. The record is from RefSeq and is a predicted model, not a curated record. The transcript has 3 exons. Lineage: Eukaryota; Fungi; Ascomycota; Sordariomycetes; Sordariales; Chaetomiaceae.
UCAGACUAUGACGUACGGCCAUCUCGAACCACGAGAGCUUCACCUUCGUACCUUAGUACGGUAUUUCAUGGGUCAAGCUCCGAAACAGGAUCUGACAACACAGUGGAUGCAUUCUCUCACAUUGCGGACACCAGUCGCCAUCCGCGGCUGCUCUAACGCCUUCUAUACCGUCGAUGCCGUGCCGUGUCGCUUCAUUCCCGGAUAGCCAAGCCAGAACCACAAAGAAGGUGCCAAGCAGCAGCUUCCGAUCAUACCAUGUCUGCAAAUGAUGCAACCGCGCCUGCGCCUGCGCCUAGACCCAAAAGCUCGACUCUCCAGCUGACAGGACGGAGAUCUUCGAGGGAUCGCAUUCGGGAUAUUCUCGAGGGCGCCCGCGAACGAGCCGAGUCCCUCGAUCCCAUUUCAGCGAACGUCAGCCCUAGGCUUCAGCCUCUACUCGGGCCUCGGCGCAGAGCCAGCGACCCCUUCGGUUCCAUCUCACCUCCCGAACUCGCAGACGAUGGACCUGGCGUGGUGACGUCUCAGCCGGAACGGCAACAGAGCAUCAACUAUCAAAGUACGAUUGAGUCAAGCCCGGCAGUACGAAGGAGAUCUGGGCAAAGCAGGAAAACUUCAGGCCAGCAAGGCCAAGCGCCGUUACAGCCACCUGCGCUGGGGGGAGACGAAACUGAGGAACAGCGGCAGGUUGAACCUCGGUGGAAGCGCAGCUUGCGCUACUUCAAAAGCAUCGAGCUCGAGAACAAAGGGAGUGUUGCGCGCGAUCACCUGGCAUUAGAACGCACAUUUCUCGCCUGGCUCCGAACCUCUCUAGCCUUUGCCUCGAUUGGCAUCGCCAUUACACAACUCUUUCGUCUGAACACGUCUUUUGCGGGUGACUCUCAGCGGGCCGAGUCGCUACGGCGCCUGGGCAAACCUCUCGGCACCACAUUCUUGGCCCUUAGCAUCCUGAUCCUGCUCCUGGGAUAUAACAGGUAUCUUCAGGGGCAGUACUGGAUCAUCAAAGGCAAAUUCCCCGCGAGCAGGGGCACUAUUUUGAUAGUAUCGUUUACCGCGUUCGCGGUGACCCUGGCGUCCUUGGUUAUAAUUCUUGUGGUGCAGGGCGACCACCUGUGACUAGCGGGACGUCUUCAAAACAAACCUUUGUCACUACGGCAUCGGGUUGAACGGGCUUGGCUGGGGGUGGGUGUCGAUCUGACUGUGCAGACGCGGCAUGGCAAUGCUCUAUGUGGUGGAUGGAUGAUGAGGG